Elaeis guineensis (African oil palm) is the source of this 951-nucleotide messenger RNA. NCBI's taxonomy places the organism in Eukaryota, Viridiplantae, Streptophyta, Magnoliopsida, Arecales, Arecaceae. The record is from RefSeq and is a predicted model, not a curated record.
AUGUCUGAAAAAGAUAAGUUGUUUCACUUUUUGGAGGGCUUGAAACCAUGGGCCCAGCAGGAGUUACAGAGGAGGAGUAUCGCAGACUUGGCAUCUGCCCAAGCUGCAGUCGAGUGUCUAAUGGAUUACCUCCUCUCUGACCAUCAGAGGAGGAAGCCCACUCCAAAUACCUUCAAGAAUCACAAGCUAUCCAAGGGUAAGGCUGUGAUCAAUGAGAAGAAGAGAGACUUCAAGAUGAAAGAUCGGGAAAUAGUAAGGGCCCCAAAGUUGGGGUAUUUUUUGUGUGGAGGGCCACACAUGGUGAAGAACUGUCCCCAAAAACAAGCUCUAAAUGCACUACAGGCUACUGUGCAGAAGAGUCCAACCAACCUUAAUGACAACAGCAAUGAUGAGGAGGAGCAGGUUGAGGGCCCUCGCAUGGGUGCCCUUAGGUUGCUGAAUGCCAUCAAAGGUCAAGUGAGGGAGCAGUCCAAGCCAUCCAAGCAGCAGCAACAGCAGAAGUCACACCAGCAACAGUCAAAACCACACCACCAACAACAACUCAAGCCACAGCAGACUCACCAGCAAUCCAACCGACGGACCAGUGAACUCAUGUAUGUGCAAGUGGAGCUCAACGGUCAUGUGACUCGGGCGAUGGUGGACACGGGAGCAACCCACAACUUCGUUGCCGAUCGUGAAGCUAUCCAUCUUGGGUUGAAGCUGGAGAGGGACUCCAGCCGAAUGAAGACGGUGAACUCGGAAGCACGGCCCAUUGCUGGGCUUGCAAGAGAUGUGCCUAUUCGGGUUGGAACUUGGAGUGGGAAGGCCAAUUUCAUGGCCGUACCCCUAGAUGACUUUCAAGUUAUCUUCGGUAUGGAUUUUCUUCAAGCUACUAGGGUGGUGUCAAUGUCCUUUCUAGAUGCUUUAUGCAUGAUAGGAGAUGAGUCUCCCUGUGUUGUUCCUAUUGCUUGA